This is a messenger RNA of Cylicocyclus nassatus, 1499 nucleotides long. The record is from the annotation of a GenBank genome assembly. Lineage: Eukaryota; Metazoa; Nematoda; Chromadorea; Rhabditida; Strongylidae.
GGGGAUUGACAACUGGAGGGGCCACAAUAUGCUAGUCGUGUUCAUCGUCGCAUCAAUGAUCCUCAAGUCUACAGCAAGGAACUUCGUUUUCAAUGGCAGCACACGAAUUAGCCGAUUGGAAAACUGGCUCAAUAAAGAUUAUCCGUGUCAAGGAGAUAAAAUAAUAUUCGAGGAAAACAAGAAGACAGUAGCUUUUGUCGAUCAAAGCAUUCAGGUGUCAUCCAUACUCCUUCCUGAGGUUGGUUCCAUCGUCUUCUCAGAUAAUGCAGUUCUUGGUGAAAAAAGUCGAUGGCAAUGCACACAUCGGAAAAGCCCCGAAAAUGUGUUCUUCCAAACCGAUUCGGAAUUUGCUGGCUUCAGCGAUCCAGCAAGUUGGCUUACAGAUGAUAAACCAUUGCUGCAUAUGAAUAUGGUCCCAGGAGCACUGGACGACGUAAUUUUUCACGACAUGGGUGCGUUCCAAAUAUCCAUCGAUGAUCAGGUUACUGUAAACAGUUUGCGCGUAUCCAAGGAUUGGUCCAUGACAACUGCAUCAUUCACUCAGUUCGUGCGUACGAUGGAGGGCCAGUAUCAGGUGUCCUUGAGCCAUGCUCUGGCUAAGGAAUCGUCUGAAGAUAACAUUUCACGAAUGUUACCGUUGAAAGAUCCGAUUAUCAUACUGAACAAAAAGGAGGUUGGAAACUACAAUCCGAAUAUGAAGGAAAAGACAAUGUCGCUGAUCUGUAACUACGUGAAAUGCCCUACCACACAGGCCUGUACGACCACGGUUAAGCCUAAAGGGCACUGUUGCAACAUCUGCGGUGGAGUGAUGACUUUUGCCACGAACAAAUUCACCACCGACACCAUUACGAAUGCAAUCCAUGAAGUUGAAAAAGAGAAUAAUUUGGCUGGCUUUUUGAACUAUUCCAUAGACCGUAUUGAUGAAGAAGAUGUUGUGCCACAUUAUCAGGUUGCUGUAUUUUCUGGAACAAAAUACGAUGACACCCUCAUGAAAGUAUUUAUCAUGGAAUUAAAUGAAAAACUCAGUAAUAGUAGAGGAAAUACAAUGGACUACUUUAGUGCUAAGUAUGACUGGAGCAGACUUGACCAUUCGUACGCAUUAGGUUCAAAGAUUGCUGGACUCAUCACGUUUAUUAUCCUUCUAAUGGCCGCAGCUGUUCUGCUCUGGAGAAACACGCAAGAGAGAGAAAGGCUUCGCGCACUGCUCGUCAUCAAUGGUUCAUCACCGCUUCGUGCUGUUUGGCAUCACGGCAAAGAGGAGGCUGAUGAUGUAGUACAAUUACUGAGUGUGGAGGAACUGAACAGCGAGGAGGACGAGGAAUACGCACCUUCACUCCCAGCACUAACACCGACUCCUGCAGUACUAGAGCCACAAACAAGUUCUUCGAUGGGCAAGAAUAUUUCUGAAGGAGUUCCUGGUAUCGAGCUCAACCUCUUCGACUAAACUUGUGUCGGACUUUUGUUAUCACCGGUCAUUGCAUAGCAUAAACAUUACUUGG